Molecule: messenger RNA, 822 nt
Organism: Porites lobata
Lineage: Eukaryota; Metazoa; Cnidaria; Anthozoa; Scleractinia; Poritidae
Source: the annotation of a GenBank genome assembly
AUGAUAAAUACUGAUUUGGUGUGGAAAUCAUUGGUGAGUUUGUCUAUCGCCGACGGCUUACUAGCGAUUCCCUUGAUUCUUGAUAUCAUUCAUUUGUGCCUUAAGUAUAGUGAUACGGAUUGUCCACGUAUUCUUAAAGAAGUAUACGGAACUAUCACCUUGUUCCUCCUUUCGGUCAUUGUCCUUCAUCUCUCCUUACUGAGUUCAGAACGUUUCAUCGCCAUCAAGUUUGCCUUAAGAUACCAAGCCAUAGUGACCAAACGCCGAGCACGGAUCGUUUCCAUCGCGAUGUGGCUGUGGGCUCUGGUCGUUAAUGUGGCUGUUCCAGAGGUGCUUCAGAGGGCAACAGGGAAAGAUUUCAAAAAGUUACGCAGACAGAUGACGGCAAACAAUAAUACCUCCCAAGUGCUCCACAUCAGAUGGCAUCUUGUAUUCCAAGCUGUGUCAAUGUUUCUUGUCCCCCUGUUGAUCAUUUUAUGCUCGUACACAUACAUCUUCAUAGUGUCUUACAAGCAGAGACAACUUGUCAGAGAACAGGGCCGUGACAUUCCAGGAAUGCCCACCGUCGAACAUCACAUGAAAGGUACCCGCACUCUCGCCAUUGUUUUAGCGCUGUGUCUACUCAGUAUCAUCGCUUUGCUGGUUGUGACAUCCCUCCGAAUUUUCUGUGGCAUAUCACUCGGGCGCCGCGAUCAAAUGCUAAUGGUGAAUAUCGUCUACGACUUGGCCAUGUUUUUGAAUGCCGUACGCAACCCUCUUAUCUACGGAUGGAAAAAUGAAGAAUUUAGAAACGCUUUUCGUAAGAUGCUGAAAUGCUGCUAA